This is a messenger RNA of Setaria italica (foxtail millet), 1680 nucleotides long. Its product is annotated as adenylyltransferase and sulfurtransferase MOCS3. Gene Ontology annotation, molecular function: URM1 activating enzyme activity; thiosulfate-cyanide sulfurtransferase activity; nucleotidyltransferase activity. Gene Ontology annotation, cellular component: cytoplasm. NCBI's taxonomy places the organism in Eukaryota, Viridiplantae, Streptophyta, Magnoliopsida, Poales, Poaceae. The transcript has 11 exons. The record is from RefSeq and is a predicted model, not a curated record. The coding region runs from base 57 to 1469 and encodes 470 amino acids.
CCUGGCCAGGGAGGCGAGCUCAUCAGCUAGCGACGCAGAGCUUCGUGCGUGCGGCAAUGGGCGCGGGCAGCGGGAGGACGGAGGCGAUCAUGCGCGAGAUCGCGAGCCUGCGCGCGCAGAGGGACGAGCUGGACAGCCGCAUCCGCUUCUUCGAGUCCCAGCUCCGCAUCGGCGGCGGCGGCGCUGCGCCGACCACGCUCCCUCCCAGCCUGUCCACCAAGCUGGACGCCAUGGGCGCGCACGCCGUCUCCGCCGCCGGUGGGGGCCUGAGCCCCGACAUGGUCCAGCGGUACAGCCGCCAGCUCCUCCUCCCCGACUUCGGCGUGCACGGGCAACGGAGGCUCUCCCGGUCGUCGGUUCUGGUGGUCGGAGCCGGAGCAUUGGGCUCGGCCGUAGCACUGUAUCUGGCUGCAAGUGGCGUUGGUUCGUUAGGCAUCGCUGAUGGAGAAAACGUUGAACUCAGCAACCUCCAUGGACAGAUCAUGCACAUGGAAACAUAUGUUGGGCAACCAAAAGUGAAGUCAGCAGCAGCUGCUUGCCGGGCAAUUAAUUCUUCUGUCAAGGUGUUCGACCAUCAUCUCAAACUGAAGGCAAAAAAUGCUUUGAAUGUUGUGAGGCAAUAUGACAUAAUAGUUGAUGCGACCAACAACCUUGCUAGCCGGUACAUGCUUAGCGAUUGCUGUGUCCUCCUCCAUAAGCCUCUCAUAUCGGGUUCAACAAUUGGUCUAGAAGGACAGUUGACGGUUUGUAACCAUAAUGGAAGUCCAUGUUACCGGUGUCUUUUUCCAAACCCAGCAGCAUGCCAGAAUAGUUCUGACGAUGGAAUUCUUGGGGUUGUUCCAGGAGUGAUUGGCUGCCUACAAGCUCUUGAAGUUAUAAAGGUCGCAAGUCGUGUUGGAGAACCCCUUUGUGGAAGAAUGCUAAACUUUGAUGCAUUGUCCUCCCGUUUUAAGAUUGUUAACAAGAUUCGCCAAAGGUCGUCAUCUUGCACGGUUUGUGGAGAUCAUCCUGAUUUGACAAAAGACACUUUUAUGAUGUUCGGCUAUGACAGCUUCUCGCAGUCUUCAAAUUCUAGUAAGCCGCCGGCGCAAAGCCUGAACCCGCUCCCACGGAACGCCCGGAUCACCUGCAGAGAAUACAAGCGGCUGCUCGACAGCGGCAGGCCUCACCUUCUGCUGGACGUGCGGCCGGUGCACCACUUCCAGAUCGCCUCCAUAGCCAACUCCGUGAACAUCCCAUUGAACGAGCUCAAGGAGAAGCUCCCCCGGCUCAGGGACGCCCUGAGCGAGGUGGCCGACGUGUCGCACGGCAGGCACCGCCCCCUGUACUUCAUCUGCCAGCGCGGCGACGACUCCCAGGUGGCCGUCCACAUCCUCCGGGAGAACGGGUUCCCGUGUGCCAGUGAUGUAAUCGGCGGCCUUGAGUCGUGGGCGCGAGAAGCUGAUCCCGGUUUUCCUGUGUACUGGUGACAUGCUCAAGUUAUGUCAACUUUUUUUUUAAUAUAAUUUUGUCACACAGUUUUGUUUUCUCCACUUGAAGGUGGUCCUUGAGAGGCACCACAAAAUUAUAACUGAGGUAUCAAAGUUUAGUCCCAGUACUUUGGUAGUUCCUACGAUAUAAUCUUGUGGGACCAGCAGCCACCCCUGAUUCAUCUGAGACCAACUACAACGAGUUCAAUUU